UUUAUUGCUGACCGUUAGAUAUCAAUCUAACUCCUCCUAUUUUUAAAAUUUCGACGGUCAUCCUUAUUUCUCUCUCUUCGGAGGAGAGAGAGAGAAGGACAGAGAGAACGAAGAAAAGAACCACUUUUUUCAGGAAAAAAGGGUUGGUGAUUCUUCACAAUCGAUCCAUCGAUCUCUCUCUCUCUUUGUUUCUCUUCGAUUUUCUUUCAAAUUCUCUAGGUUCUUCUUUCUUCAGUGGACUCCCCGUGAAGGAAGAAACGAGAGAAAGUGGAAGAAAAUAAAGGGUUACAGAGGAAAACGCUAGAAAAUUGAGGAACCCAUCAGUUUAAUUGGAGUUCGAAUUUGGUUUUGGCGAAGUGGGUGUUUGGGAUUUGUGUAUAAAGAAUGGAUUUAGAUAACAUUGAGUGCAUAUCGUCUUCGGAUGGUAUGGAAGAUGAAGAGAUCCACACCCAUCACCCUCACAAUCAUCAUCCUCAUCAGUUCUCGUCAAAACCUCACAACAAUACUGGUAUCCUGUCUGGAAUUACUCCUGCCACAAGCGUCCACGAAUUGUUAGAAUGUCCUGUCUGUACCAAUUCUAUGUACCCACCAAUCCAUCAGUGUCACAAUGGACACACACUUUGUUCCACCUGUAAAACAAGGGUACACAACCGAUGUCCCACUUGUAGGCAGGAGCUUGGAGAUAUUAGGUGCCUAGCACUGGAAAAGGUGGCGGAGUCACUUGAACUACCCUGCAAGUUUUAUUCAUUGGGGUGCCCGGAGAUAUUUCCAUAUUACAGCAAACUCAAGCAUGAGGCAGUGUGCAACUUCAGACCGUAUAAUUGCCCAUAUGCCGGAUCAGAGUGCUCGGUUACUGGGGAUAUUCCAUUUCUGGUUGCCCAUCUCAGAGAUGACCACAAAGUGGACAUGCAUGCAGGCUGUACAUUUAACCAUCGCUAUGUAAAGUCGAAUCCCCGUGAAGUAGAAAAUGCCACAUGGAUGUUAACAGUUUUCCAUUGUUUUGGUCAAUAUUUCUGCCUUCACUUUGAAGCUUUCCAACUUGGCAUGGCUCCUGUGUACAUGGCAUUCCUCCGUUUCAUGGGUGAUGAGACAGAGGCUCGUAACUAUAGCUACAGCCUGGAGGUUGGGGCAAAUGGCAGAAAGCUAACAUGGGAGGGCACGCCUAGAAGCAUUAGGGAUAGCCAUAGGAAGGUUAGGGACAGCCAUGAUGGUCUCAUCAUCCAACGAAACAUGGCACUUUUCUUCUCUGGUGGAGACCGGAAAGAGCUGAAACUGAGAGUUACAGGGAGAAUAUGGAAGGAACAACAAAACCCAGAUGCUGGGGUGUGCAUUCCGAACCUCUGUAGCUGAACCAGGUGAUUUUGAAAAUGUUUUUAUGAUUUGCUUGUUUUGACUCUCUAUGUAUGUGUCAUGUUGUAUCUGCGUCAACUUUGUUGUUUGAUUUGGAAUGCUUGAAAUGUAAACUGCUGCUGGAGCUUUUGUUUUUUUUUUUUUUUAGCCGUUAUAAAUCGUUUAACAAGCAGCUUUCCCUCCUCCCUCUCUUUACCUUCUGUAUAUCCUGAUGCUGGAAACUGGAAAGCAAUAUGUUUAUAUACUUAUGUAGGCCUUUUUGAAUUGCUCAGACUUUUUAUUUUCGGCUA
Molecule: messenger RNA, 1640 nt
Organism: Cornus florida
Lineage: Eukaryota; Viridiplantae; Streptophyta; Magnoliopsida; Cornales; Cornaceae
Product: E3 ubiquitin-protein ligase SINAT5-like
Exons: 3
Coding region: 385-1350 (321 amino acids)
Biological process (GO): multicellular organism development; ubiquitin-dependent protein catabolic process
Cellular component (GO): cytoplasm
Molecular function (GO): zinc ion binding; protein binding; ubiquitin protein ligase activity
Source: RefSeq, a predicted model, not a curated record